Molecule: messenger RNA, 1164 nt
Organism: Dioscorea cayenensis subsp. rotundata (Guinea yam)
Lineage: Eukaryota; Viridiplantae; Streptophyta; Magnoliopsida; Dioscoreales; Dioscoreaceae
Product: protein ORANGE, chloroplastic-like
Exons: 8
Coding region: 42-989 (315 amino acids)
Cellular component (GO): chloroplast membrane
Source: RefSeq, a predicted model, not a curated record
UUGUAUCCUCUUGUCGAACAGAGCUCGUUGUCGAGAUAACGAUGGCCUCUUCGUGCAAAGUUGCCGCCUUUUCUCUUCUCUCUCUCCGGAAACCAUCGUCUCCUCCGAAAUCUAUGCUUAUCUUCCCCGGCGGCGAUAGGACAUGGAGGUCGCGGUCUGUCUGGCGAGGUAAACUGGUGGUUUCCUCUCUAUUUCCGCCGAUUCGUUGCUCAUCCACGGACGAUCCCAAUACCUCCGGGGAGAGUGGAUCAAGUUUUUGCAUCAUCGAAGGCCCGGAGACACUCCGGGAUUUUGUGCAGAUGGAACAGCAAGAGAUUCAAGACAACAUAAAAAGUCGGAGAAACAAAAUCUUUCUCCUCAUGGAAGAGGUCAGGAGAUUGCGUGUACAACAGCGCAUAAAGAGUGCAGAGUAUAUUGAUGAGAACAAUGAUGAAAAUGAGAUGCCUGAUAUUCCGUCAACUCUUCCAUUUCUUCCCCACAUGACACCGAAAACUUUGAAGCAACUAUACUUGACUGCUUUCUCAUUCAUAUCUGGGGUAAUUGUCUUUGGAGGUCUUGUUGCACCAGUGUUGGAGCUUAAGCUUGGACUCGGGGGUACCUCUUAUGAAGAUUUUAUUCGCAGCAUGCAUUUGCCACUGCAAUUAAGUCAAGUAGAUCCUAUUGUGGCAUCAUUUUCUGGUGGAGCAGUGGGUGUAAUUUCAGCAUUGAUGUUGCUUGAAGCCAACAAUGUCGAGCAGCAAGAGAAGAAGAGAUGCAAGUACUGCCAUGGCACUGGAUACUUGGCUUGUGCUCGAUGCUCGUCGAGCGGUGUGCUUGUAAGUGCUAAACCAUUGUCAAUUGCUGGUGGCUGUGAACAUCCUUUACAACCUCCUCAAACUCAAAGGUGUCCAAAUUGUGCCGGGGCGGGGAAGGUUAUGUGCCCCACAUGCCUUUGCACCGGUAUGGUAAUGGCAAGUGAACAUGAUCCUCGCAUUAAUCCGUUCGAUUAAAGAUAAAGAGAAAUCUAGUUAUUUGGCAUUGCUAACUCCAGACAGUCGACUGUCGUCCUUCUGAGUUAUGUUUUGUUGUUUGUAUGAAUGUUUAAUGAUCGGAGAAUAUGGUGCUGGACAUGCUCCGGGAAUCUUGUAUUAUGUUUUUUGUUCAAUAAAUACAUGGUUUGGGAUA